Messenger RNA from Durusdinium trenchii, 390 nucleotides. Lineage: Eukaryota; Dinophyceae; Suessiales; Symbiodiniaceae. The record is from the annotation of a GenBank genome assembly.
AUGAAUCGCACGUUCCGCAGGCCCAUUCUGGGUGUGAACAGUUCGGCUGUUCUCAUGGCGAGGAUACACAAGGCUGAGCAGAUGAGUCGGACCAGGAACCUCUCCCUGGGCAACACUGCUGCGGUUCAAGCCGCUCAUGCCUCUGGGGAUGUGGUGACUGCCUUCAUCAUGCAGUAUGGAGUGGAUGCCUCAGCCGAAGGUGCGCUGCGAGCCUUGCCGAUCGAUGCACAACGUCAGGUCAUUGGAGAGGGCCCGUUGCGUGGACUCAAUGCAUCUGCUCUGCUGAUGAGCCGUAUUCGGAGGGUGCAGGGGUCCCUCGCAGCUUCUGCGGCACAUCCGAUGGGACCUGGUGGAAUGAAUCCUCCGAUGUCGGCAAAGAUCGCAUUGUAG